Molecule: messenger RNA, 2775 nt
Organism: Clunio marinus
Lineage: Eukaryota; Metazoa; Arthropoda; Insecta; Diptera; Chironomidae
Source: the annotation of a GenBank genome assembly
AUGAGAUUCAAACGCGAGAAGUUUUCUGCAAUGCCUGAGACUGGAGGUUACGAGCAAAUGGAUGGAGAAGGUGGAGUGCAGGGAGGUGGAGGAAUGUACGGCGAUAAUGUUCCUGAUUCACCAAUGUCUUUUGAAGAAAUGGAACGACCGCCACUUCGACACAUCGACAAAUAUACAAAAGCAGAAUGUCCAUGUCUCCCUACACAACGAUACACAAUCGCACUAAUGGCAUGUCUAGGAUUCAUUAUCUCGUUUGGAAUGAGAUGCAAUAUGGGAAUGGCUAAGUUGCAGUUAGAACACAAAAACGGCCCUAACGAGAGUCAUCCGCAUAAUAUUACUUUAGGAGGUUCAGAAAUAAAAUUUAAAUGGAGUGUUGCAAUGGAGAGUGCAGUGGAUUCUUCAUUUUUCUGGGGAUAUCUUGUGACGCAAGUACCAGGUGGUUUCUUAGCGUCAGCUUAUCCCGCAAAUAGGAUUUUCGGUACAGCAAUUGCCUGUUCAGCCUUUCUCAAUUUAUUUCUGCCUGGAGCCUUCGAAGUUCCCGGUUGCAUUAUCGUCAUUCGAGUAUUGCAAGGACUUGUUGAGGGUGAGUUCCAUAAUGAAAGAAUUUGGCGUUUCUGGGCACCGCCUCUUGAGAGAUCUCGACUAGCGACAAUAGCUUUUAGCGGAUCAUAUGCGGGUAUCGUUAUUGGAAUGCCAAUGUCAGGAAUACUCACCAGUUGGAUAAGUUGGAAGGCAGCUUUCUAUUUCUAUGGUGUUAUGGGGAUAAUUUGGUAUUGUUUUUGGCUUUGGCUUUCAUUUGAGAAGCCACGAUAUCAUCCAGCAAUAAGUAUACAAGAACUGAAAUAUAUUGAAAAAUCUCUCGGUGAAUCUGUCAAAUUACAAAUGCCAACCAUCGCUACCACACCGUGGUAUGAGAUUUCAAGAUCAAUGCCAGUCUAUGCCAUUAUUGUCGCAAACUUCUGUCGAUCGUGGAAUUUUUACUUACUGGUUCUUUAUCAAAGCAAAUAUCUGAAACAUUCGUUCAAUUAUGAGAUUGCUGAAGCUGGAAUUCUCGGUGCACUGCCUCAUUUGUUGAUGACAAUCAUUGUUCCAUUAGGCGGAAUGUUGGCUGAUCAUUUACGCAAAAAUGGAAUUUUGUCGACAACACAUGUCCGUAAAUUGUUCAAUUGUGGUGGUUUUGGACUUGAAGGUCUGUUCUUCUUAUUCGUAGCACAUGCGACAACCGGGGCUGGAGCUGUCACAGCUUUAACAUUUGGUGUUGCAUUCAGUGGCUUCGCCAUUUCAGGCUACAAUGUGAAUCAUUUAGAUAUUGCACCGAGAUACGCUAGCAUUCUGAUGGGAAUGUCGAAUGGAAUCGGAACCAUAGCAGGCUUACUGUGUCCAAUUGCAAUUGAUUAUCUAACUAGUGAUCAGAAAGAUAGAAGUUGUUGGACGACGGUGUUUACCAUCGCCGCGUGUGUUCACCUUACAGGCAUAACAUUUUACGGUGUGUUUGCAUCGGGUGAGUUGCAACCAUGGGCUGAACCUACAAUGGAAGAACAAAAGGCUUGGGAUCCGACGGCUCCAGGCGCCAUUAAAGAAACUUCUUUCAAUGAUGCCGAUGCAAUGAACAUGCAAAUAAAUCAUACAAAACAAGUUUCGUAUGGCGCCACAGAACACGUCGCUGGUAAUCCUUUCAAUCAAAAUCCGACAAUUGCGCCAGCAUACAAUCAAGUUGUGAAUCCUAGCAAUCCAUUCGCUUUUCCAAGUACGAUACAGGAAGAACCAGUUCAACCCUACGCCACCGAUGCUUACAUGCACGGAACAGCAGAGGAUCGAAGCUUUAGAAGCGAAUAUUAAACUGAACAUUAGUUAGAACAUAAAAUUCAUAAUCAAUUGCUAGUUAUAUAAAAAGUUUCAAAGAUAUUUAUUGUGUUAUUGUGACACCAAAUGAAUUAUUGCUACGUUGAAAGUUUUGACAUAUAACAAAGAAUCAUAUUUCAUUCAUGAUAAAAAUAAAUAUAAAAAACAAAUACGUGUGUUCAAAGACAAAUGGUUACAUUAGUAAGAUAUGAGAUAUGUAGAAGAAAUUAUAAACUUUGAAACUUUUGUGAUGCAAACCUUACGACUUAAUUAUUUUACGCUUCACGAGAGUUAACUGCAAGUAAUGUCACAAAGCUAUAAUGAAAAAUAUGUGCCAACAUGAAACAAGAUAAAUUUUUCCAUGUGUCAUCAUUUGCAGUUAACUAACUUUAACAAUACUUAUUCAUGUUAAAAGUAGAAUUUUCUGUUAUUUAUAAAUUGUUUGAAUUUAAUUUAUGGAACUGGAAAAACCAGAAAGCAUUUCACUUGAAUAAUGAAUUAAUGUACAUAAUAAUUAUAAUUUUAAUUUAAAUCUAAUAUAAAUAAUCAAAAGAAUAAGAAGUCUAAGGAGGAUAUAUUUAUGCAUAUAAAGUUGCAACAUAAAUAAGCUUUUAGGUAACUAAAUAAUUAAGAAUAAGAAGAUGACUUAUAAAUGUUGUAGUUCGUUUUCUUUAAUUUAAAUAUUUCGUUCCGCUCUUUCCAAUCACCAUCAAAAUUAUAGAAAUUUUAUUAAAUUUGUAUAAAUCCCAUUAAACUUAUAAUUUAUAAUCGAAGAAUUAGAAAAAAAAGUUUGCCUCAGACAUGCAUUAUGCAAAUUUUAAUAUUCAUUUAUCUCAAUUUAUUCAAUUGCAUUUAUUAAAAAUUUUGAUUAGCAACUGAGAGUCGUUUGUGUUUAAAAUUUAAUAAUUAUUUAUAAAUCGCUGUAAAUUUCAA